This is a messenger RNA of Heterotrigona itama, 796 nucleotides long. The record is from the annotation of a GenBank genome assembly. NCBI's taxonomy places the organism in Eukaryota, Metazoa, Arthropoda, Insecta, Hymenoptera, Apidae.
AUUUUUUCUGAUCGGUAUUUCAGACUCUGAGACACAAAUUCCCAUUUUAUACCCGGUUUAUUCUCUCUUUAAUCAAUGCUGUGAAUUAAGAUAUUAAUUUAAUUUCUAGAUAGUUUAAAAAUUCGACUUUCAGGUCGACAAAAUUUGUUUUCCUAAUUACAUUGUGAAGAGAUACAAAAUGAUGUAAUGAUAUGCAAAUUUUGCCCAUCGAGGUUACGUGUUAAAAAUCAUAAUUUAUGGAGUAACCGAUAAAGAGACAACAUUGCCAAUUUUGUCUUGUUUUACUUAAAUUUUCAUUAAAAAUCAUUAUUUAUUAUGCUGUCUCAGUAAUAUAAUGUGUCACAACAAUAAUUACAAUAUAAUAUAAUAUAAAACAGUGGACAUGGACCAAAAGGAGAAGAAAGAAAAUAAAUUUUAUGAAACGUUAUUCUUAACUGGGAUAGCAGGGAUAUCCUUAAUAAGUGGUUUCUUCAAUGCAUUGUCGUCAGUUAAGAAAAAAGAUAGUAAACAUUUUGAUAUCGGACUUACAGGAGGAAAAGGUCUCCAUGAAUCUGGCGCAGCUCUUGCUACAAGAGCUUUGUUCUGGGGUUCUGUAUGGGCGAUUGGUGGUUGUGGUAUACUUUUUUAUGGAAUUUGGAAGCUUUCUGGAGCUACAACGGCCCAAGAGUUUCGAUUAAAGGUUGGAAAUAUUUUACCAAAAAUACCAAAAAAUGAUCCUCCUCAGAGUAGAACCGAAUUUGAGAAUCUUACAGAUUUGUUAAGGUAUGUUUCUGAAGAAUGGGGUAAAGAAAAAUAG